GUCAUUUCCGUUUAUUAUUUGGACGUCGUGACAAAUAUUCAAACAUGUUUUUAGCGUUGUUGUAAAAACAAUGCAAUGGAAAUCUCCCCUGCAGAGAUUCCUUUGACAGAAUUGGGGAAUCCCAGGGCGAGUUCCGAGAGGGAAUUUGGCGGCCUGAACGAUCCGCAGACCGAAGAGCCGGCGGCAACUACCGUCAGUUUACCUAAAACGUCUGAGGAAAAAGAUGGUCUUGAGGAGCGUGCGUCUCUUGGAAGUAGGGAAACAGGAUGUGAGACAAAAGAAAAUGUACAGUCAGGAAAAGACACACAACAGUCUGAUAUCCAAAGUCUGCCACCCUCUAAUUCUUCGUCAGACGAAAACAUCUGCCGGAUUUGUCAGGAAUCCAGUAAAGACACAGAGGAGCCGGUACAGACCACCCGCUGUUCUUGUAAGGGUGCGACGGCCCGCAUCCACCGGUCGUGUCUACGGGAAUGGGUUCGACACCAGCGGAGCGUGCGCUGUGAAAUCUGCAAGGGACGAUUCGAGGGCAUCACUCCCCCUGGGUCACUGGAACGAGCCAUAGAUCGACACAUGGAUCAGAACUAUAUGCCUGCGGAGGAUAUCACGGAGACGAUCCAUCAGCUGUACUACCAUCUCCACAGACUCCGGCCAUUUACCAGGCGCAGACGCGCAGCUAUAGCGGCAACCAUUGUCUUCCUGGCUCUGGUCACGUGCAUGUCCGCCGUCAUGACAGUAGAGGCUGACCGAGAAUACCGCCAGGUAUCCAAGAAUCCCUGGUCAACUCAUCAUGCUGUUGACCAGUCAGGAAUCAUCUUUUCUAUAUGCGUAGCCUCGGCGUUCUUCUGCGCUACAUUAACAAUCGGUUUGCUUGUGAUUUGGGCAGGUGUGGAAUGCACAUACCACAUACAGCGCCGGGCUCUCUACCGUCGGGUUGAACGUAGUAUGCUAGAGAAUAUGGGCAGACAUAACGUAAUAAACGUAGUAUGAUAUACAGAAAA
Messenger RNA from Mizuhopecten yessoensis (Yesso scallop), 998 nucleotides. Its product is annotated as E3 ubiquitin-protein ligase MARCH2-like. Lineage: Eukaryota; Metazoa; Mollusca; Bivalvia; Pectinida; Pectinidae. Gene Ontology annotation, molecular function: ubiquitin-protein transferase activity; zinc ion binding. Bases 76 to 987 code for a protein of 303 amino acids. The record is from RefSeq and is a predicted model, not a curated record. Gene Ontology annotation, biological process: protein ubiquitination. The transcript has 4 exons.